CUGUCACAUGUUCUUUGGAAAUUUGUCGUUAUUCUGCCCUUCCUCUGCGCCCCUCUUGGUGCCUCCCAGUUUAGGCGCUGAAUGUAAAGUGGGUGGAGAAGUGUGCGUGGAAGUGGACGCAACUAAAACUGGAAAAUGGUCGGGGAUUUAAACGCAAGCGCGCACAGGACAGAUGCUUGAAAUAAAAGACUGUUGAAACAGCAAAGGAAGCUGAUUAAGGCUCCUAAAGUUCGUCGAUCUGGAUGGCCAUGCAAAGUCUGAGUGAAGCCGGAGAGAGAGAGUCAGUCGCCUGUCCGCGGUCGCAGGGCCUGAGUCGAAGAGCGCACGCUUUCUCUGUGGAGGCUUUAGUGGGAAACAGCCGCAAGAGAAUGAAAAUAGAAAAGGCGAAGGAUGAGAAGAUAGAGACAAGUGACUGCGACUUGGACACAUCGACUGGGACUGUAGUGGAUGAAGGAGAGGACAGCGAGUAUCAAAUCAAGGAAAAUAUUCAGUCCGCAAGCAAACCUGCUGAGGAGAAAACCGAGCCGGACACACAGAUCCAAGUGGAACUGCAAGGUUCCGAUCUGUGGAGCAGAUUUCACGAGAUUGGAACAGAGAUGAUCAUCACCAAAGCGGGCAGGCGAAUGUUUCCAUCUAUCCGGGUGAAAGUGAGGAACCUGGACCCGUUCAAACAAUACUACAUCGCCAUGGACAUCAAGCUCGUGGAUUCAAAGAGAUAUAGGUAUGUGUAUCACAGUUCCCAGUGGAUGGUGGCUGGAAACACAGACCACUCGUGCAUCACCCCGCGGCUUUACAUACACCCGGACUCGCCAUGCUCCGGAGAGACAUGGAUGCGCCAGGUGAUCAGUUUCGACCGGGUGAAAUUAACAAACAACGAGAUGGACGACAAAGGCCAUAUCAUCCUGCAGUCCAUGCAUAAGUACAAGCCGCGCGUGCACGUAGUCGUGCACGAGCCAUCUCUGGACGUAUCGCAAAUCGUUGCGCUCCCGACUGAAGGCGUGUGCACCUUCUCCUUCCCCGAGACCCAAUUCACAACCGUAACAGCUUAUCAAAACCAGCAGAUAACAAAACUGAAGAUUGACAGAAACCCCUUUGCCAAGGGCUUCAGAGACCCAGGAAGAAACAGAGGUGUACUAGAUGGUGUGCUGGAUUCUUACCCUUGGCGAAAUCCAUUUGGCCUUAAUUUGAAGCCAUUUACUGUGGAGAUGCAAGGUGAAAAUUGUGGGUCAUCAGAGAGCUGUGGUGACAUUUCCUCUCUGAAAAGGCACUUGCCACACUCCAGUUCCUUGCUCUCCCAUCCGUUUACCCUCUCUGGGCCUGACAGUGAUCUACACAGCCUCAGUGUCCCCCUCUGCUCUAAACUGACCUCUUUAAACACCUCCUUCACAAGCCGACCCCACUACAGCCUCAUACCAGACAGAUUCAGAGGUUACUCAGGGUUGCGACCCUUGACGGACUACCCCAUGCUGUCUCCUCUUCAUUGCAAAAAAAUAGGAGGUUGCAGGGGCCAGUGCCUCCAUAGCCACUGCUUGUUUUCCAUCCAGAGCCUUCAGGAGAGUCGAAACUCUGGAGCUCAGGAGGAUACUGCAACAUCUUCUCUCAUGUCACCAUAUGGCCUGUACAGCUACAGUUUACCAUUCAGGCCACACUUCUCCAGCAUCACCAGUUCGUCGAAACCAGCUGACAGCAUAAUCCUGGCAUCAUCUGAGAGCCUCUUGCGUCAAACUGCCUGGCAUUCAUCUGUCAAUCACUGCCUCUGACCUUGCCAGAUGUUAGAACUGAACUCAAGAUAAACAUGUCCUUAAUACCAAAACAUAGCUGCUGUUACUCCUGCUAUUCAUAUGGGUCAAUGCAAAUUAACUAGGAUGCAGUGUGAAGAAGUGGAGCAGGAGAUGUUACUAUAGUGGAACCCUACAGUGAUCAUGCUGGAAAAAGAACCCACUUAAUUUUUCCUAGUGGAAGACAGGAUUGACAGAAUUGUUUCUAUAAAGAGAAUGUGACUUCCGGUGGCUGUUUUGUUAUUUUAAGUCAGAAUCCUCUGUAUCCUUUGAGAAAAUAUUGUUUUAUGACAUAUUUUGGUACAUUUUUUCAACCUAUUGUAAUAAACAUUUUUGUUCUAAAUAUACUAUG
This is a messenger RNA of Hemibagrus wyckioides, 2130 nucleotides long. RefSeq names its product T-box transcription factor 22 (gene tbx22). Gene Ontology annotation, molecular function: DNA-binding transcription factor activity, RNA polymerase II-specific; RNA polymerase II cis-regulatory region sequence-specific DNA binding. The record is from RefSeq and is a predicted model, not a curated record. Bases 243 to 1760 code for a protein of 505 amino acids. The transcript has 8 exons. Gene Ontology annotation, biological process: positive regulation of DNA-templated transcription; cell fate specification; regulation of transcription by RNA polymerase II. Lineage: Eukaryota; Metazoa; Chordata; Actinopteri; Siluriformes; Bagridae. Gene Ontology annotation, cellular component: nucleus.